CAAAAAUGUAUCACUCAAAUACUAAGCUCCCUGGCGCCAUCUCAAACUUGACUUUGACUUCACAUCACUCAUUCCCUGUACUUCGCAUCUGCGAGCCCUAACCAUCCCCAUCCCCCAUCCAUUUCUCUCUGUCCGAGUCGAGUGCGCCUGAAUCAUGCCUCAGAAGGAAUUCUGUCCCAAGCACUACGAGGCAAUCUCUACAGAUUCCCAGGAGUCUCCUAGCGUUUCUCUCCGCUCAACAACCCGGAAUCGUCAGUUCGACUUCUUCUUCGAGCCCAUCCGCGCAAACCUGUUCCGAGUCACCUUCUCGUCGCCAGACCAUCCCCUCCCUCCUCACCCCAGCGUCACCCGACCCGCCACAGAUCUUCCCCACACCCACGUCUCCACGACAAGCGAUGAGCAAGCCAGAACAAUCCAAGUCGGAGACGUCACGGCCACGGUCGAAUGGGCCAACACGCCCGUGGUCUCGCUGUCGCUGAAGGGACAUGACCAGCCACUGUACCGGGAUCUGCCACUGCGCUCAUACGUCGCAGACGGGACCGGCAUAGCGCACUACACCGAGCACGACCGCAACGCUCUGCACGUAGGACUCGGGGAGAAGCGCGCCCCGAUGGACCUCAGCGGACGCCACUUCAUUCUCUCCGCGACAGACAGCUUCGGCUACGACGUCUACAACACCGACCCUCUCUACAAGCACAUCCCACUCCUCAUCAAGGCGACGCCCCAGGGCUGCGUCGCGAUCUUCUCCACCACGCACGGCCGAGGCAGCUGGUCCGUCGGCUCGGAAGUCGACGGCCUCUGGGGACACUUCAAGGUCUAUCGCCAGGAUCACGGCGGCCUGGAACAGUACCUCAUCGUCGGGAAGACACUCAAGGAGGUCGUCCGGUCGUAUGCGGAGCUCGUCGGGUUCCCUCUUCUAGUGCCGCGAUGGGCCUAUGGGUACAUCUCCGGGGGGUACAAGUACACGAUGAUGGACGAGCCGCCCGCGCACCAAGCGCUCAUGGACUUCGCCGAUAAGCUCCGGGAGCACGACAUCCCCUGCUCGGCCCACCAGAUGAGCUCCGGGUAUUCGAUCGCGGAGACGGAGCCCAAGGUCCGCAACGUCUUCACCUGGAACAAGUACCGCUUUCCAGACCCGGAGCAGUGGAUUGCAGCGUACCACUCGCGGGGCAUCCGUCUCUUGACAAACAUCAAGCCCUUCUUGCUCGCUUCGCAUCCGGACUUCAAGAAGCUGGUGGACGGGAACGGGUUUUUCAACGACCCCGAGACAGACGCGCCCGGGUUCAUGAGGCUCUGGAGCGCCGGGGGCGCAACGGGAGGUGACGGCUGUCACAUCGACUUCACCUCCGCCGCCGCCUUCCAGUGGUGGUACGAUGGCGUGCAGAGGCUGAAGCGUGCGGGCAUCGACGGCAUGUGGAACGACAACAACGAGUACACGCUUCCAAACGACGACUGGCGCCUGGCCGGUGAUGCACCCGCUGUGUCCGACGCCAGCGCCAGGCAGGCGGCCUCCAAGAACAACAACAACACCGUAGGACUCUGGGGUCGGGCAUUGCACACCGAGCUCAUGGGCAAGGCCUCCCACGACGCCCUGCUGGACCUCGAACCCAGCUACAGACCCUUCGUGCUCACGCGGAGCGCCACGGCGGGCACCAUGCGCUACGCAGCGAGUACCUGGAGCGGAGACAACGUGACGAGCUGGGAGAGCAUGAAGGGUGCGAACGCCCUGUCACUGAGCGCAGGGAUCUCUCUUUUACAAUGCUGCGGCCAUGAUAUCGGCGGCUUCGAAGGACCCCAACCCUCCCCCGAACUCCUCCUCCGCUGGAUCCAACUAGGCAUCCACUCCCCGCGCUUCGCCAUCAACUGCUUCAAAACCUCCCCCGGCAACACCUCCGUCGGCGAAAUCAUCGAGCCUUGGAUGUACCCCGAGAUCACGCCCUUAGUCCGGGACGCAAUCAAACGCCGCUACGAGAUCCUGCCAUACAUCUACUCCCUCGGUCUCGAGAGCCACCUGACGGCUUCCCCGCCGCAACGCUGGGUCGGCUGGGGCUACGAAUCCGACCCGGAGGUGUGGACAAAAGCUCUGAAAUCGGGCGACGAGCAGUUCUGGUUCGGCGACACGAUCCUCGUCGGCGGGGUCUACGAGCCCGGCGUGAGCGUCGCCAGGCUCUAUCUGCCGCGCAGCAGCGGCUUUGACUACGGAUUCAUCAACAUGAACGAGCCGUACAACUACCUGGCCUCAGGCCAGUGGGUCGAGAUCCCCUCCGAGUGGCAGAAGUCGAUUCCGCUGCUGGCCAGAGUCGGCGGCGCGAUUCCCGUCGGCAAGGCGGUGCAGACCCGCGUGCCGGGCGACGAGACCGCGGCCUCGGUGGCCGUCGAGGAGCUGGACGAUUAUCGCGGUGUGGAGGUUUUCCCGCCGAAGGGCACCUCGCACGACCAGGUGUUUUCCACGACCUGGUACGAGGACGAUGGGAUCUCGGUGCAGCCGAGGAUCUCGAGGUAUACCGUGCGGUAUAGCGCCACAGUCGAGAAAGUCAUGGUGGGUUUGGCGCGCGACGAGACGAGUGGGUUUGUUCCGGCUUGGAGGGAUCUGGAUAUUAUCCUGCCGUAUGGCGAUGAGAGACACGUUGUUUCGGAGGAUGGGAGUGUGGUGGUGUCGAAAGGGAAAGACGGCCGGGGUCGCGGAGUCUAUACCUUCAAGCAUUAGAUGAG
This is a messenger RNA of Aspergillus saccharolyticus JOP 1030-1, 2712 nucleotides long. RefSeq names its product putative alpha-glucosidase. The transcript is spliced from 2 exons. NCBI's taxonomy places the organism in Eukaryota, Fungi, Ascomycota, Eurotiomycetes, Eurotiales, Aspergillaceae. Bases 155 to 2707 code for a protein of 850 amino acids. Gene Ontology annotation, biological process: carbohydrate metabolic process. Gene Ontology annotation, molecular function: hydrolase activity, hydrolyzing O-glycosyl compounds; carbohydrate binding. The record is from RefSeq and is a predicted model, not a curated record.